Dendrobium catenatum is the source of this 2417-nucleotide messenger RNA. Its product is annotated as scarecrow-like protein 3. The transcript has a single exon. Gene Ontology annotation, molecular function: DNA-binding transcription factor activity; sequence-specific DNA binding. Gene Ontology annotation, biological process: regulation of DNA-templated transcription. NCBI's taxonomy places the organism in Eukaryota, Viridiplantae, Streptophyta, Magnoliopsida, Asparagales, Orchidaceae. The record is from RefSeq and is a predicted model, not a curated record. Bases 509 to 1876 code for a protein of 455 amino acids. Gene Ontology annotation, cellular component: nucleus.
ACAGCUCGGUUCUCGCUCCGCAAGCAGAAGAAAAAAGUUGCGAGGAAGAAAUACAACGGAUAUUUUGUAGCCGUGAGAAGAGAGAGAGAGAGAGAGAGAGGGACAGGUCGCUAAUUGAUGAUAUAAGCCUCUUGCUUCUCUUCUCAUCUCUCUCAAUUCGCUUGCUUUGGAUCCAUUAAGAAGCUUCCACUUGCUAUCCGAAUGACCUUCUCUGUCUUUCUCCUAGCCUAAUACCCCAAACUGUUCCAUUGACGGAGAUAUAGCGAGUUCUUCCUUUUUCUCGUUCGUUUUUGUGGUUGUUUCGGCGUUUCCGUUUUAGCCUUUGCCUCUUUUUUUUCUUCCUAUGAUAGUUUGACACAGCUUCUUAGUUUUUGUUUCUCUCUCUUCUCUAUUUUGGUUUUUUAUUCUCAGCUCUUAUAAAGAAGAGGAAGAAGAGGGGUUUUUUUUCUUGUAUUCUAUCAAUAUCUUCUUAACAAAGGCUUAAAAAAGCGAUCUUUGACUGUUUCCGAUGUUGAUGUCCGGAGUAGCCGAAGAGGUUUCCUCGUCGGCGACAUCUUCCCCUCUCCUCAGCUUCAUGUCGAUCUCACCGACGGCGCUGGGCUCGCCGUACUCGCCAUGGCUACGCGAGCUCAAGUCCGACGAGCGCGGCCUUUUCCUCAUCCAUCUGCUCCUCAACUGCGCCAAUCAUGUCGCCGCCGGUAAUCUCGAUCAAGCCAACGCCUUUCUUGAACAUAUCUCUCUCCUCGCCUCUCCUGAAGGCGAUACCAUGCAGCGCAUCGCCUCUUAUUUCACCGAAGCUCUUGCGCGCCGCCUCCUCCGCUCAUGGCCUGGCCUUUACCGCGCCUUGAAUCCGGUUGCCGCAGACUCCUCCGCCACAGCCGCCGCCCGCCGCCUCUUUGUUGAUCUCUGUCCCUUCCUUCGUCUCUCCUUCCUCGUUUCAAACCAGGCUAUUCUGGAAGCAAUGGAAGGGGAAAAGAUGGUCCACAUCGUCGAUCUUGGGGGAUCCGAUCCGGCCCAAUGGCUUGCUUUGCUUCAAGGUCUCGCCAGCAGGCCGGAAGGCCCGCCGCAUCUCCGGGUCACCGCUGUCGGCGAGCACAAGGAGCUUCACCUGCACACAGCCUCAGUUCUAUCAAAAGAAGCAGAGAAACUCGACAUCCCAUUUCAAUUCAACGCGGUGGUUUCCAAACUCGACUCUCUCAACGUCGAGAGCCUACGUGUCAAAACAGGGGAAGCACUCGCCAUUAACUCUGUUCUCCAACUCCAUUCCCUCCUCGCCUCAGACGACAUCGCCGCCGCCCGAAAGCUCUUCCCUUUCAAGUCCGCCGGCACGCUGGGAGAACUAUUGGACAAAGACCAAGGCUCAGAUUCCUCUUCCUCGCCUUUCAACCUCACCCCCUCUGCCAAAAUGGAGACCUUUCUAGCCUCUUUAUGGAGCCUCUCUCCAAAAAUCAUGGUGGUAACAGAGCAGGAAUCCAACCACAAUGGAUCGACUUUGAACGAGCGAUUCGUGGAAGCGCUGAACUUCUACGCAGCGUUGUUCGACUGCCUAGAAUCAACGCUGCCAAGACAGUCAUUGGAGAGGUUGAGCGUGGAAAAGAAGCUCUUUGGGGAGGAGAUAAAGAACAUAAUGGCUUGUGAAGGGUUGGAGAGGAAGGAGAGGCAUGAAAAGCUUGAAAGGUGGAUGAUGAGGUUGGAAAUGGCUGGAUUCGGGAGAAUGCCGUUGAGUUACUACGGGAUGUUGCAGGCAAGAAGGAUGUUACAGGGCUUCGGUUGCGAUGGUUAUAGAGUGAAGGAGGAGAACGGCUGCUUUCUGUUUUGUUGGCAGGAUAGAGCUCUGUUCUCUGUGUCGGCUUGGAAUUUUAGGAGGGUUGAUUGAGUUUAUAUUUUUAGUAUUUGGGUUAGUAUUAUUUUUUUUUUGUUUUGCCUUUUAUUCCUAACAUUUUAUGUGUAGAGAUUUACUGUUCUGUGUGCGGAGAAAUUAUUCUGUGUGGACACCGGAUGGGAAGAACUAUCCUGUCAUAUGUGUGUGCUAAAUAUGUACACUCACAUGAUCGGACGGUUCUUCAUGUUCGGUGUCCGCACAAACUAAUUUCUCUUGUGUGGGGAAGGUUAAUAUUUUGGAAAGAAAGCUAAUGGAAUGUGAUAAGGAUUGAAGUCUAUAUAGUUCAUUUCUUUGUUGUUUUUGAGUGACCUGUGGAACUAGGAUAUGAGGGUUAGAAGAGGCUUAGAGGAGAUUAAGUGUGUAACUGAGUUGAGCUAGCUCUGAUUCGGCUCAGUUAAUAGCUCAUGAGAUGAGCUCGAUGGGUCAAUUUGUGCUAGGUCUGACUUGACUCAUUAGCUCGGGAGCCGACUUGUUUAAAUAAUAUUGAUAUGAAAUGCACUUAGAAUAUAUAUUAAUUGAAGAAUUCAAGUACUAC